Messenger RNA from Eucalyptus grandis, 2613 nucleotides. Its product is annotated as 5-methyltetrahydropteroyltriglutamate--homocysteine methyltransferase. Lineage: Eukaryota; Viridiplantae; Streptophyta; Magnoliopsida; Myrtales; Myrtaceae. Gene Ontology annotation, molecular function: zinc ion binding; 5-methyltetrahydropteroyltriglutamate-homocysteine S-methyltransferase activity. The record is from RefSeq and is a predicted model, not a curated record. The transcript has 11 exons.
AAAAAUGGCGUCCCACGUUGCUGGAUAUCCUCACAUAGGCCCCAGGAGGGAGCUAAAGUUCGCCCUGGAAUCGUUCUGGAAUGGAAAGAGCAGUGCGGAGGAGUUGCAAAAAGUUGCGGUUGAUCUCAGGACAUAUAUCUGGAAGCAGAUGGCCGGUGCCAGCAUCGAGUACGUUCCCGGCAACACCUUCUCAUACUACGAUCAGGUGCUUGACACCACCAUGAUGCUCGGUGCUGUUCCCACCCGAUAUGGUUGGAAUGGUGGAGAGAUUGGAUUCGAUGUUUACUUCUCGAUGGCUAGAGGGAACGCCUCCGUCCCUGCUAUGGAAAUGGCCAGGUGGUUUGACACCAACUACCAGUACGUUAUGCCUGAAUUGGGUCCUGAUGUCAACUUCUCUUACGCUUCUCGCAAGGCUGUCACCGACUACAGGGAGGCCAAGGAGCUUGGAGUAGAAACUGUUCCGGUCCUUCUUGGCCCGGUCUCCUAUCUGCUGCUAUCCAAGCAUGCGGAGGGUGUUGACAAGACCUUUUCUCCUCUGUCCCUCCUCGGAAAAGUACUUCCCAUCUACAAGGAAGUCGUGUCCGAACUUAAGGCAGCCGGUGCUUCCUGGUUUCAGUUUGAUGAGCCCACCCUUGUGUUGGAUCUUGCUUCUCACAAACUGCAAGCUUUCACAGAAGCAUACUCGGAACUAGAAUCAAGUCUUUCUGGCGUGAAUGUUGUCGUCGAAACAUAUUUUGCUGAUGUUCCUGCUGAGGCAUAUAAAGUUCUUACAUCCUUGAAGGGUGUCACUGGUUUUGGAUUUGAUUUGGUCCGUGGAACACAGACCCUCGAUUUAAUCAAGGGUGGGUUCCCCACAGGCAAGUAUCUCUUUGCUGGAGUUGUUGAUGGGAGGAACAUCUGGGCUAAUGAUCUUGCUGGAUCGCUCAGUAAGCUCCUUGCCCUCGAGGGCAUUGUGGGAAAAGACAAACUUGUGGUCUCCACCUCCUGCUCUCUUUUGCACGUUCCUGUUGACCUAGUUAAUGAGACCCAGUUGGAUGAUGAAAUCAAGUCAUGGCUUGCAUUUGCCGCUCAAAAGGUCGUUGAGGUCAAUGCCUUGGCCAAGGCAUUGGCUGGACAAAAGGAUGAGGCAUUCUUCUCAGCUAAUGCUGCUGCUCAAGCCUCAAGAAAGUCCUCUCCAAGAGUCACAAAUGAAGCUGUCCAAAAGGCUGCUGCUGCUUUGAGGGGCUCUGAUCAUAGCCGUGCCACAACUGUGAGUGCUAGAUUUGAUGCUCAGCAAAAGAAGCUUAAUUUGGUCAUGCCAGCAGCCACCAUUGACUCCAUCGCCAAGGAACUCAGAAGUCCACACUCUCAGUACAAGGCCCAAAAGAUCUCUGAGGAAGAAUACAUUAAGGCCAUCAAGGAGGAAAUUGACAAAGUUGUCAAGCUUCAAGAGGAGCUUGACAUAGAUGUCUUGGUUUAUGGGGAGCCUGAGAGGAACGAUAUGGUUGAAUACUUUGGGGAGCAGUUGUCAGGUUUUGCCCUCACUGUUAAUGGGUGGGUGCAAUCUUAUGGAUCUCGUUGUGUGAAACCACCCAUCAUCUAUGGUGAUGUGAGCCGCCCCAAGCUAUCGUAUGUCUUCUGAUCCACCGCAGUCCAGAGCAUGGCUAUUGGCCUUAUGAAGGGAAUGCUUCCGGGGCCUGUCACCAUUCUCAACUGGUCUUUUAUCCGAAAUGACCAACCUAGGUCCGAUACUUGCUAUCAAAUUGCCUUGGCCAUCAAGGAUGAAGUUGAAGAUCUCGAGAAGGCAGGGAUCAAUGUUUUUCAGAUCGAUGAGCUAGCUUUGAGAGAUGGUCUACCACUGAGAAAUUCUGAGCAAGCUUUCUACUUGGAUUGGGCUGUUCACUCUUUUAGAAUCACUAACUGUGGUGUCCAGGAUACUACCCAGAUCCACACUCACACGUACUACUCCCAGUUCAACGACUUCCCCCUCUCUAUCAUUAACAUGGAUGCUGAUGUCAUCAUGAUCGAGAAUUGUCGCUUCGAUGAGUCAGUUUUCCGUGAGGGAGUCAAUUAUGGUGCUGGGGCUGGCCCCGGUGUCUAUGAUUUUCACUCUCCCAGUAUACCAUCAGCUGAACAGAUUGCUGACAGUAUCACCAAGAAGCUCGCGAGAAACAUAGUGUCGUUUAACCCUGACUACAAAUUCAAGACUUGUGAACACGUUGGGGUCAAACGUGCGCUUGAGAACAUGGUUGCUUCUGUGGAGCUCCUCCGCACCGAACUUGCCCAUGCUAUGAAAGAAAAGUCUGAGUAACUCCCGGCUCAAAGGGAGAGUUUCGUGGGGUUGGCCUUCAAUGACCCAAUCCGCUACUUGAUCUGCACCAUCUAUGCUUGUUGAUAAGUAGUUCUGCUUUCCCAUAUUCUAGCUGCAAUUCUCUAUUAUCCACUAGUGAUUAUCUACAAUACAUUUACAAAUUCUGAGACUAUAGACAUUACUAGCGGGCAAUUUUGUGCUCGUGUCAAUCAACCAUCUUUGUGUUUGAGUGAUGUUUUGGCAAACCUUUGUUUUGUUCAUGAAUGACACUAGUUUGAUACUUAGCAAAAUCUGCAAUUAUAUGCUAUUGAUGACUUUAUCUA